Molecule: messenger RNA, 5406 nt
Organism: Closterium sp. Yama58-4
Lineage: Eukaryota; Viridiplantae; Streptophyta; Zygnematophyceae; Desmidiales; Closteriaceae
Source: the annotation of a GenBank genome assembly
AUGGAUUCGGAGAGUCCGCCAAGAUCGGGCGCCAGUCACGGACGGCUCGGCGCGCAGCAGGCGUUGAGCGGGGGCGGCGAGCGAGUGGUGUCGCUGAUGGUGGGCCCCGAUCGGACGCAGUUCCUCUGCAACGCGUCGCUGCUCUCGCGCCACUCGCCCUUCCUCGCCUCGCUGCUCAGCGACCGCUGGUCCACCGCUGCUCCGCGCACCUGCGCGGAUGAUGCGGAGGGAGUUGCGCGAGAAGGAGAGGGGAGGGGGGAUAUACGAGGUGGUGCGUCAGCGGAUAGCAGCUGGGAGCUGGCCUCCGUGGAUGCUAGAGACUUCGCGCACGUGAUGCUUCUUCUGGCGUACAAACAACUGCAGAGUCAACCAGAUCUGGGCAACGAGGAGCUGGACUCGCUUCGAGGCACGCUGGACUUCCUCAAGGUGGACAUUCACACGCUCAAUGCACACGCUGCCAGAGAUCUUUCCAACAUGGGAGGAGUGUCUUCCAGCAGCGCAAAUGCAGCCGCCGGCAACGCGUCCCUGACCUCCUUCUCGUGCCCACCUCUGGUGCGGCAGCUGCAGCCAUUGCCUGUGGUGCGCGUACCGCCAGGGUGCGAUGACCCGCUGUUGUUCGAACAGCCCGAUGAGUUCUCCAAGUUCCGCCUGAACCUGCGCCACCACGCCAUCCUCUGCACCAUCUGCUGGGCCAGCGGCCAGGGACUCAGGAGUGGCAACAUCUGCGGCCAUGGACACCUCUGGGCUUUGGUGGACCGGACACAGCGGAAAGUGGUCCAGCCUGAUCUCUGCACCACGCGUCUGUGUCUCUACGCCAAGCUCCCCAUGGAUACAGUCGGGUCGUCACUAUCUGACGCCGGUCACGGACGGCUUGGCGCGGUGAACGUGGGCGGCGAGCGAGUGGUGUCGCUGCUGGUGGGCCCUGAGAGGACGCAGUUCCUCUGCAACGCGUCGCUGCUCUCGCGCCACUCGCCCUUCCUCGCCUCGCUGCUCAGCAACCGCUGGUCCUCCGCUGCUCCCCGCACCCGCGCGGAUGACGCGGAGGAGAGGGAUAAAGGUCGCAAAAACAUUUCGGUCGAUACUUUUGAGCUGAAAUCCGUGGAUGCUAAAGAUUUUUCGCGAGUCCUGCUGCUCCUGGCGCACAAGCAACUCCAGAGUCACCCAAAACUCAGCAACGACGACCUGGCUUCGCUCACCUCCACUCUUGACUUCCUCAAGAGUGAACUGGACACCCGUGUGCGACUUACCAAUGGAAAUGCAUCCGGCAAGGCCGGCAAGGCCGGGGAUACGUCUCGUAGCGGUGUUGCUGCAGCCACCACCCGCACUUCUUUUUCCUUUGUCGCGUGUCCGCCACUCGUGCGGCAACUGCGGCCAGUUCCUGCUGUUCCUGUGCCACCGGGGUUCCAAGAUCCGCUACUGUUCGAGACUGAUGGAUACCCCUCUGUUCGCUUGAACCUUCUCCAUCAUGCUAUCUGGUGCUCCGCAUGCGACGUCAGCAUGUUACUGAAUGGAGGCCUUUGCUGCGACGUGCACCUCUGGGAUUUGGUUGACCAAGUUCAAGAGAAAGCAGUCCAGCCAGACCUGUGCACGGCUCGUCUGCGCCUUUACACCAAGGUCCGCGCCAUGUAUGAUGACCCAAAGUCUGGAGCCGUGCAGAUACGAAGGACAGAAGAGACGACGCACGCUCAAAGCGAGGAAUUCUUGGAUCCGUUGGGCGAGUCUUCCGCGAUGGCGCGUAUGCGGCCGAGCGGGAGUGUGCUGUUCGCCGUGGUGGGUCGCACGCAGUACGCCUUCGACGCCUACUCCGCCGCGCUGCCGCCCCACUUCUUCCGCCACCCGCCUGCACAGUCCCCAUUUUGGUCCGCCCACACUCCCGCUGCCGCCGUCGGCGCAGAGAGCACGGAGAAGAUAAAAGGCGGUGCACACAACAGAACAGGUGUGGGGUGCCCCGCAAGACGUGGUAGCGGGGGUCAGGAGGGGCUGGCGGAGGGCGGAAACGAAGCGCUUGUGGGUUGCGAGAACGGUGGGGGAAAGAGGACGGGGCGGGGGACGAUAAGCGAGCGGCGGCACACGGCGACGAGCGGCAGCGCCAGCCACAGCGCGCAAUUCACAGUGGGCUUGCGGAGCAAGCGCGAUGGCACGGGGGUAGAGGUGGCGCGCGAAGAGGCAGGGGGAGGGCGCGGGGGGAAGCUCACGGGUGGAGAUGGCGCGGAGGGGCGCGGCAGUAACGACUUAGGGCUAGUGUUCGUGUCGGAGGCGGAAGGCGGGGCGGGGAACGUGAUGUUCUGUGAACUAGCGCAGGGGGCGGAGUAUAGAGUCGCAGGGGAGGAGGUGGUUGCGAAGGUGACGGGUGGAGGAAGAAUGAAAGAGACGAAGAGCCGCGCGGCGGGCAGGGAGGUGGCGGAAGGGGAGGAUGGUGCGGGGCUUCUCAAGGGGGUGCAAGCGAUGCAGGCGCAGUGGGGGAGACUGGCUUUGGGGCAGGCGAAGCAGCAGGGGGGCGCGAAGGGAAAGGAGAGACGGAUGUUGGCGGGGGAUGGCGGUGAUGGCGGAGAGGAGGAUCAGGGCGCUGUGCUGCGCGCUUGCCAGGGGAGGCGCAGCAAGCAGAGGCAGGGGGGAGAGGGAGCAGAAGGGCGAGAAGGAGGAGAUGGAGGUGAUGGAGGAGUGGGGGAAGUGGAAGUCCAGGGAAGCGGGCGCAGCGAGGGGGUGUGUGAGGCGGUGCAGUUGACGCAGGGCGUGGCAUGGCAUGACCGACCUGCCAUGGUCGCUGCAGCUGGUGGUCCCUAUCUCGUCUUCGCACGCACACAGCCCGGCCACUCUGCAGCACCGGGGGGCAUGGCAGGUGCAUGGGCAGGCGGGCAGGCGGAGGGAGGAGCGUCGGGAAAGGGGCAUGCGGCACGGUUGAGCUGGAGUGCAGUGCACGUGCAACACAUGGGGAGCAACGGCACCACUACAGCUAAGAUUUGCACUUGCUGUGUUUCUCCUUCCCCCUACACCAAAGUGUUCCUUGCUCAUUGUUUCUCUCCUCCCACCCCCUCCCCCUCCCUUCUUGAUCCCCCCCAGCACUGCGUAACACCCCCUCAUCUCGCUGACUUCUCCCCCAGCGUCUCCCCCUCGGGCCGCUGGCUCGCUGUCGCCUCUGCGCCUGCCCGCUACUCCUCUCACCACACUCAUGCCAGCGCUGCUGCUGCCAGUACUGCUGACAUGGGCACGGGUGGCGCAGUGGGCAUGCAGCAGAGGGACCUGCUGGCACUGCCCACUGCCAUCCACGUGAUGCGCCUGCCGGACGGCAAGCAUCGGCAGGAAGUGGUGGCGCAGGGAGGGUGGCCGGCGUGGGGCAAGGACGACUCCUCUCUCCUCUUCCACCGCCUUGUACGUUCGCGAGGGGAAGCAGGCCGUGAUUCUGCUGAGGGGGUGCAACAGGGGGAGGGCAGUGAGGGGUGGUUUGGUGUGUUCCAGGUGCAGCUGAAUCUGCCUGGAGAAGAUGAGGGACAGGCGCGGCAGAGGGCGGAUGGUGAGGAGGAGGAUGGCUUCAGCGGCACAGCUUCCACGGCACAAACAGAUGUAGGAGCCACUGCAGUUGCGAGUGCAGGAGUGAGUCCAGGGGAAGGAAAGGCAUGGAUAGGGGUGGGCAGGGAGGAGCGCCUCACACCUCCCGGGCUGCACGCCCUCACGCCCUCCUCUGCUGCCUCCUCCCCGUGUGGUCCCUUCAUCGCCCUCACCACCCGCCGCCCCCCCUCGCCCUUCCGCCACGUGGAGCUGCUUCACCUGCCGUCGCGCCAGCUGUACAUGCUGACUCAGCACAUCCGCCCGUCCGCCAAUCAUUACACGCCGUCAGUGGCCCCGGACGGAUCACGUGUUGCAUACCACCGUUGCCGGUGCGCCGGUGCAGACGGUGAAGAUGAGGGAGAUUUAGCGGACGACAGUGCACCAGUUGCCGAGGGCAGCGAGGGGACAGGCAGCAAGAAAGACACAGCUGGGGCGCACAACGAGGAGGCACACCGAGCACUGUUAGCGCAACCCCCCCUCACACUCUCGCAACCAAUAUCCCCCCAGCGCGCACACGCUGACUGCACGGACUGUCACGGGUACUACAUGGAGCCCAUCGCCACGCCCCUGCCGCCCUCCACGCCCUUCACGCUCAUCCGCACGGCUGGCCUCUUCCCCGCUCUCUCCCCCGACGGCCGUCUGCUCGCCUUCAUCCGUGCUCUCAGCGGCCCCAGUGCAGGCGUCUACGUGGUGCCGGCAGAUGGCAGUGCAGUGCAGCAGCAGGUUUUCCAGGGUGCGGCGUUUGGGCUGGCAUGGAACCCCACGGUGCCUGGUGUGCUGUACACGAGUGUGGGGCAGGGGUUUGCACCGGGGGAGGCAGAGGUACACGUGAUGGAGGUGUCAGGAGUGGGCGCAUGGCUGUUCCAGGAGGGGGGAGGAAGGGAGGGGAAGGCUGAGGGAGGGGCCGGGGGCGGGGCUGAGGGAGAUAGAGAAGAGGAGGACAGUGGCGGUGGUGACAGAAGCAGCAGAACUGGUCGUGGCAGAGUGAACGGUGUGUCGUGGCGGCGCCUCACCCUCCCCGGCACGCGCAACAACGCCUUUCCAGCGCCGUCACCAUGUGGGCGGUGGAUAGUGUUCCGGUCAGCGCGCACAGGCCACAAGAACCUCUUCCUCAUGCCCGCUCAGCACGGCGAGCGGGGCGGGGUGUGGCAGGUGAGUGACGGGCCAUGGACCGACACCAUGCCUGCAUGGGACCCGUGGGGCCGGUGGAUCGUGUUCAGCUCUGAUCGCGGUGAGAGCGAGGGUUUUGCUCUCUAUGCCAUGCCUGCCGUGCUGCCUACAAGUGCUGUUGCAAGUGGUGCUGCUAGUGGUGGUGGUGGUGACACUCGAUCAGCUGGGAAGGUGGAGCAGGAGAAGCAAUGGCAGCAGGCAGCAGAGCAGCAGCAGGGGGUGGUGCGUGUGUGGCACAACGGGCCGUGGGGGAGAGUCAACCACGCUGCCUUCAGCCAAGACGGGCACUUUCUUGUUGUCACUGCGGACAUGGCAGGCAUGUCAGCAGACCCUGUAGCAUACCCACAGCAGUUCCAGCCUUACGGCGAGAUAUUCCUUCUGCAGUUGAAUCGCACGAAACACCCACCGCAGGCUGCUGCUGGUAAUGAACGCAGGGGUGACUAUGUUGCUGGUGACGCUAGUAGUGGUAGUAGCAGUGGUGGUGGCAGUGCAGUGGAGGGAGAGUUGGGUGAGGAGCAGCUGAAUGUGCGGCAGUGGGAGCGGCUGACGUUCAACCCGUACGAGGAUGGCACACCCUCGUGGAGCCCGCACAUAGUGCACCCUGCACCGCUGCAUACCCAGAGGCACCGAGUGACAUGUGACUUUGACGACGUGGGAGCCCUGGCAGGGCGUGUGCGCGUGGAGGAUUGA